CCCUCAUAGCAGCGAGCACACGGAGGUUGGGUGGAUGUGGCCCCGACGUCGUUGUUCAGUUCUCUUCCACCACAGGGACAGCAAGCACCUGAACCCACAACGUCCACCAUGAAGCUCUACAGGACUUUAUUUCGUCAGGCUCGUGCCCUAAUAGAGGAGAGACUUGACUUUUACUCUCAGUUUAACCCAUCACCACUCUCCAUGCAGCAAUUCACGGAUUUUGGGGAGAAUGCAACAAACUCUGAAUCCUUUAUGUUCCUGAAAAAGGAGCUCCCAGUACGCCUGGCCAACAUAAUGAAAGAGUUCCACUUGCUCCCAGAGAACUUGCUGCACAUGCCUUCAGUUGGUGUUGUCAGGGACCUUUAUCGCCAGAGCUUUACAGACCUGUUGGAGUUUGAAGGCAGUGGUGUCUCCCCCAACACGAACAUCCUGGAGAAGUUCACAGACGCGUUGGUCAAGAUCCGCAACCGCCACACAGACGUGGUCAUGACGAUGGCUCAAGGUGUGAUGGAACUGAAGGAUGCCCAUUCCAUCAAUGCCAACACUGAGUCUAACAUACAGUACUUCCUUGAUAGGUUCUACAUGAAUCGCAUCUCAAUUCGAAUGCUCAUUAAUCAGCACACCAUGCUGUUUGGGGAGAACAUCAAUUCCCAGAACCACAUUGGCUCUAUUGACCCUCACUGUAACGUGGUUCGAGUGAUUGAGGAUGCCUACGCCAACGCUCGCUUUCUAUGUGACCAGUACUACUUGGCAUCUCCCGAGCUGAUACUCAGAGCCCACAACGAGAGGGACAAGACUACCAGAGUCAUAAAACCAGCAGGUGGCCCAGAUGAGACACACCCUGUGACAGUGGUGUAUGUACCCUCCCAUCUCUAUCACAUGCUAUUUGAACUCUUCAAGAAUGCUAUGAGGGCAGUGGUGGAGCACCAUGGUCCUGCAGCUGACAACUUUCCUCCAGUGGAGGUGCUACUCGUAAUGGGCCAGGAAGAUCUCACCAUCAAGCUGUCUGACCAGGGGGGCGGCAUCCCCCGGAGCCUUAUGGACCUGCUGUUUAACUACAUGUACUCCACGGCACCACAGCCUGCUGUUUCUGGCCUGGACACGCCUCCCUUGGCUGGGUAUGGCUAUGGUCUGCCUCUGUCGCGACUGUAUGCUCGCUACUUUCAUGGUGACUUACAGGUGACCUCAUACGAUGGAUAUGGAACAGAUGCUACAAUUUAUUUGAAGGCACUGUCAAGUGAAGCAAAUGAACUGCUUCCAGUGUACAACAAGACCUGCCAGAGACAGUAUUCCACCCCAGUUCAGACCCAUGACUGGUCAUCCCAGGUCCACUCUGCUAUGUUCAUUCGCCCCUUCAGCACUAAUUCACGGAACAAGCAUCAACAUAAUACUUCAUAGCCAUACUGAAACAGUGAUAUCACUGUAGUCCCUCUCCACCAUAUCAUACAUAAUGUAGUCAUCCUCAUAUAGAAUAGUCAGUCCAGAUACAUGUUCCUUACAUCAUUCGGCGACUCAGGCUGCGUUCUUAACAUGAACACUUCAGCCACCGUCAUAAUUUUAUCAUGAUCCAAAUUAAGUUCUAAAUCAUACUUGUCUGCCCUUAGACUACUGCCAAAGGUUUUAUCUCCUGAUAGCUCAGGAUUAUAUAACUAGUUUUUAAUACACAGGGGUUGUCUGUGUUUUGCAUGUAAUAUUAACUGUGCAUCUUUUGAGUAAAACUGCCCAAUUUUUUAUGUGCAUUGUUUGGCCACUGGCAGAUAUAUUCACUCAGGGUCAAAGGAUAGCAAAAAAGGUUUGGGAUGAUGGAUACAAUGUCAUCAAGAUAGCUGAUGGACAAAUCAAUGAUACUGGCAAAUGUUGGUUCAAUUAUUUCACCAAAACCUACUUUACAAUACUGAUUGCCAAUAGAUAUUGGUAUUAGUGCUGAGGUUACCAUGUUAGGAUAAUUAAAAGCUUUUAAGAAUAUUUUUUAAUCAUAGGUUAGACUUGGGGACUAGGGUCCCUCAAACAGUUUUGCCAAAAAUACUUGACAAAUUGGCACUUUUUUAUUAUUAUUAUUAUUCUCCACCCCUUCCUGCCUUUAUGGAAAGGGUCACAGGUGACAAAACUGUCAGUGGUCUUUGUUGAUUUUUUUAUGAUCAUGAAAUUGUGCAAUUCUGAGUGUAGAAAGAGUCUUCAUCUUUGCAUAUGAUUUGCAUUGUCGAAGUUUAUUCAGGAUUCUGUCACUUUAUUUAUUGUGUUUCAUGUGUAGGCAUUGAAAUUUCAUUUCUCAUAUAAACAUGUCAUGUGUAUUGCCUUUGUCCUAACAGCAUAGCUCACCAAUUUGUUUACAUAAUUAUGAGAUGUACAAUUAUUUGUAGGAGCACCUUCAACCCUGCAUAUACUAUGUGUUGCAUGUUAGCAGUCAUUUGCCAAGCUUUAAAACAUUACAUUGAUUUCAGAUAUUUAUGCUAGAUAUACUCUGCAGCUGUAGUCCAGUAAAAGUCCAUUAAUUUGGUCACUGAUGGUCCAGCAAGCCCAAGUGUUUGGAUUUUUUAUUCAGAGAUAAUUCAGCACUUCCUAGUGCUCUGGUUUUUCCCUUGGGUAGAAAAUGGAAGGUAUGAGCUGAAUUGAAAGUUCAAACUAAGCACACUGCCCCUGACUAAGUACAGAGUGAUUGGGAGGUGGGGAGGGGGAGAGCGUAGGUGGGAGGAUGGGAUAGAGGGAAGGGACUAUAGCAAUCCAUUGUCUUACCAACAACAGUGUCACCAAAACUGUGCCCCUCACCACAAGGCUUGCAUACAGUUGUGAGUGCAUGAAUAGGAGAGGAGAGAGGGAUGGUGAAAGGGACAUGGGAGAAUGCAAGAAUUAUAACAUUUCAAAUUUCAUUAUGGAACAACUUUGCUCUCUACUACAUACCUGCCCACCCUCUCUUCCCCAAAUCAACUUCCCACCCACACUUCCUCUUUCCUUUGUUCCUUUCCGAGUCCCUCUGUUUGCAGCAAGUCCGAGUUGAUAUGCCUUAAUUGAACUUUUAAUCCAGCUCACAUCAUAAUUUACACAAAAGUACAUUGCAUAUUUAAAGAUGAUCUACUCAGAAUAUGAUAUUCUUUUGCAUUUCACAAGUGUUCUAAACAGAGAUAAUGAUUCUCUUGCUCUCUUGCCUUUCUUAUCAUUGAAAUCUAUUAACACAAGACGUGGAGGCAGCCUCAGUUCAUGGAAACCCAUCUCUUUCCUCUUCCCUAGCAUUCCCUAUCACAGGGUGGGAGCAAUAGGGAGGCAUCCAACACAGGAACUUUUCACCAUAGUACAGUACUUCAUUGGCAGGGGGAGUGGAUGAAAAAAAAAAAAGUCUUAUUGUCCAUACAUGUCAUACCAUCCAAUAAUGUAGCAUAUCUGAUAAUCUGGCACAUGCAUGGUCUCCUGCAAACUAGAUUAAUGGUCUUUUUACUGUAUUUUUUCUCUGUGCUAUUUUCUUGGUGCUCAUUAUGUGUUAGAUAUUGCAAUAUUCAAAAUUCUUUUAGUGAUUGUUCUUAAUGGUUACUUUAUCCUUAGCACAAAAUGACACUGUGUACAGCUUAGUGGCUUGUUUCUCAUAUUUUUGGUGCUAUUAUGCACAUCGGUCUGAUGUUUUGAAAUUGGCAAUAACAAGAAAAUGGCAGGGAACAAAGAAAGUGUAAUGUGUGGAGGAAGAAAAUAUGGUGGGAGGAGGAGCAAUAGCAGUAAAGGCUUACAAGCCUUUCAUUGCAGCAUGACACCUGAUGACAUGCUGCACUGAGUGAGAAAACAAUGCAAUUAAUGUAUUAAGUUGAACUAUAUUUAGCUAAAAUGACUGGUAUUUUAUUAAAGAUUUUCAGAGAGGUUAUAUCCACUAGUCUGAUAGGCUAGAAUUUUGAAGGUUUCAAAAAUGAUUUUUUAAGCCAUCAAAGGGAAUAUUUUUUACCGUGCUUGUAGUAUUAUGGUGAGUGUCCAUAACAUGAGAAUAGUUUACAUAGACGUUUGAUUUAGCAGAACCAAAAACUAAUGAUAUGAAGUGUUGAGAUCACUUGUACAAAGUCAACAUAACUGGCUGCUAGUUCACCUUGUGUGAUGGAUGUGUGUCCUUUGUAAAUAGAGAUUGAUAUUUUUAUUUAUUAAAGUUCCAGUAUGAU
Eriocheir sinensis (Chinese mitten crab) is the source of this 4130-nucleotide messenger RNA. RefSeq names its product pyruvate dehydrogenase (acetyl-transferring) kinase, mitochondrial-like (gene Pdk). The coding region runs from base 109 to 1398 and encodes 429 amino acids. Gene Ontology annotation, cellular component: mitochondrion. The record is from RefSeq and is a predicted model, not a curated record. The transcript has 8 exons. Gene Ontology annotation, molecular function: pyruvate dehydrogenase (acetyl-transferring) kinase activity. Gene Ontology annotation, biological process: regulation of glucose metabolic process; protein phosphorylation. Lineage: Eukaryota; Metazoa; Arthropoda; Malacostraca; Decapoda; Varunidae.